Acanthochromis polyacanthus (spiny chromis) is the source of this 1863-nucleotide messenger RNA. Its product is annotated as P2Y purinoceptor 14. Gene Ontology annotation, cellular component: membrane. Gene Ontology annotation, molecular function: G protein-coupled purinergic nucleotide receptor activity. NCBI's taxonomy places the organism in Eukaryota, Metazoa, Chordata, Actinopteri, Pomacentridae. The record is from RefSeq and is a predicted model, not a curated record. The transcript is spliced from 2 exons. Gene Ontology annotation, biological process: G protein-coupled receptor signaling pathway. Bases 166 to 1365 code for a protein of 399 amino acids.
AACCAUUUUUCAACCAGGUUUUCUGUCUUGCUUUCUAAAUAUUUUACAAAUAUAUUUUAUAUACAUUUGAUUUUUUUUCUAAUUGUUUUUACAAGUUGUUGUCCUGUUUGAUAAACAUAAAGGAGAUGAGAGCGACAGAUAACCUUUAAAUCGAGCUGCUGGUUUAUGUUGAAACGCUGCAGGGAGGCGGUGAACAGGAAGUUUAACUCCUCCUCUCGCUGUAAAAACCCCGAAACCCACCGAGCUUCUCCUCAGUCUGAACAGCUGGAAUCAGAGGAAACAUCUGGAUGGGAGUCUGACGGCACAGCUGCAUGUUCGCCCGGGAUGGAUCACAGAAACUCCACCCCCCUUCCCACCAACCAAUCAGACUUCAGCAGCGUGUUCACCCACCAGGUGCUGCCGCCGCUCUACCUGGUGAUCUGCGUGGUGGGCGUGGCUCUGAACAGCGUGGCGGCCUGGAUCUUCUUCAGGGUUCCUGCUGACUGCGGCCUGGUGGUCUACCUGAAGAACAUGGCGGUGGCCGACCUGCUCAUGCUGUUCACCUUCCCCUUUAGGACGGCGGCUCAGCUGGGCCUUGGCGGCUGGCGGCUCCAGGUCAUCAUCUGCCGCUACACUGCCGUGCUCUUCUACUUGUCCAUGUACGUGGGGAUCCUCUUCAUGGGCUUCAUCAGCCUGGAGCGCUACACCAAGAUCGUCCGACCGUCCUCGUCCGCCUCCUCGUCCACCUGUAGGUCCAGGCUGGGCGGAGCCUCCUCGCUUCACCUCCUGCAGAGAGUCGGAUUCGCCCGGGUCCUGGCGCUCUUCACCUGGAGCCUCCUGAUUCUGUGCACCCUUCCCAACGUCAUCCUGACCAGCCAGCCGGCCGACGAGCUGACCUCCAAGGACUGCAUGAACCUGAAGACGCCGCUGGGCGUCCAGUGGCACAAGGUGUCCACAUACUUCAGCGUGUCGCUGUUCUGGGCGACGCUGCUGGUCCUCGUCUUCUGCUACGCCUCCAUCGCCCGCCGGAUCUACCAGUCGUACCGCCGCGUCCGCCGCGACAACAGCGAUGUCUGCCGCAAGUCCAACCGCAGCAUCUUCAGCAUCCUGGUGGUCUUCUUCAUCUGCUUCGUUCCGUACCACGUCUGCCGGAUUCCCUACACCCUCACCCAGACCCAAACGGUGUCGGGUUUCAGCCGCAACACUCGCUUCCUGCUGUUCCAGCUGAAGGAGGGGACGCUCUUCCUGUCGGCGCUCAACGUCUGCCUUGACCCCAUUAUCUACUUCCUGAUGUGUCGAACCUUUAGGGAGUCACUGCUCAGAAAACUGUCUGGACGGGAGAGAAGGAGGUCGCUGACCACCGUCCAGAGCCUCAGCAAUAUCUAGGAGAGGAAGCAAGGAGACAAAGAUAGGAGAAGGAGGCAAGAAGGCAAUGAGAGGAGGGAAUUUUUAAGAACUACAAUCUGAACUUUUCUUGUCCAGGAUCUUUCAACCACUCUGAACUGCCUUCAUGAACAUCUGUGUUGCCAUGGAAACACAGAUGUUCAAACAUGAGCAUUAACUGUGAAGUUCAGCAGGACUUUUAUUCUCUUUGUUUCUCAGAAAUAUGUGUAAAUGUGGAGUUGUGAAUGUUUGUCUGUAAAUAAACAGGAGUUUGUAUUCUAGCAUCUGUAAAUAUCAGCAGCAGUAGCACAAAUGUGAUUUUAGUUUUAUUAUACGUUGAAGAGCGAAAAGGAAAGAAAAGGGAAGGAAGGGGUGGUUUGGAAGUGAAACUGAACAGUGAUGACUGGACAUCAACCUGUGACACUUCGCUCCGCUGCAGAGUUUAUCACGACACCGUUUAACUUCUCAAUAAAUUCAGCUGAUCUGGUUUUGUGGCUCUGA